Ectocarpus sp. CCAP 1310/34 is the source of this 2108-nucleotide messenger RNA. The record is from the annotation of a GenBank genome assembly. NCBI's taxonomy places the organism in Eukaryota, Phaeophyceae, Ectocarpales, Ectocarpaceae.
GAAAAUCCGGCCGGGAUGGACCAUAUGAGCAGCUGAGAGUAGAGCGCCCGGGAGGGCUGGGACACUGGGACUACAGCAGCACAUAGCUGAUACACUGGUGUCAGAAGUUGAGCCAAAUGACUUCCGUCCACCACCACGAAGGAAGGAACAUCAGCCGGGACCUGUGCGAUGGCAUCGCAAGGCUGACCGCGAAACGGCUUGCUUUCGACACGAAAAUGCGUCAACGAGGCCUCACGUAUUCGGCGGAUUCAUGCAUGUCCGUCGAAGGGAGGGUAACUUAUUUGAAGCUCCGAGGCGACCAGCUACUUCACCUGGCAGAAAUAGCUCGGCACAACGGCGAGGUGUCAAUGCCCGAGUGCGAGGGACUAGCAGCAGAGGCGCUGGAGGCCUACGUCGCUGCCCAGGACGAAGCGUCUUCAAACGCGAUCGAAUCGUCCGAUGUUGUGAACAGCAGGACAAACACCGACAACGGUCGCAGCCACCACAGCAGCAGCUCCAGCAGCAGUGCUCUUCCGGAGCUCCACCCUUUGCGAAUAGAGCUGGCCCUGAGAAUAUCUUCCGUCCUCUUACACCUGCUCGAUCGGCCGAUCGAGGCAUGGGGAGCAGCGUACCCGACCUACGUCGCGGCGACAGAACGACCAACUCGCCUCGGCGCACGAGGACUUGCGGUCACGCAGGUGCUUCGAGACCACCUGGCAUGCAUCGGCGUCCGGGGCGGGGGCAGCGGUUAUCAACAAGAAGGAAGCAGCGCGUGCAAGAACAGCGUAGGAGAAGAGCCAACACACGUGCAAGAUCCAACUGGAGGGUUCGCCGGCGGAGACGAGUGGGGUUUCCUUCGAAUGGCCCCCGGGUUUGAUGAGGGCUCAGGAGCGGUGGUCGGGAUCGGGUCCACGGCGAGUGGCAAGUUGCGCGCUCUGGCGCAAUUGAAGCAGGCUCGAUCGUGCCUAGAUGGCAUGACGGCAGCGACGCGAGUGCUCCUGGGCACAAUGGAGCACGCGAAUGCCGUGAGGUCAGCACUGAAGGAGAUAUUCGACGUGUACUGCCGAAAAAACGCCCAGCCGGCCAAGAAAUGUUCGGACGAUGGCCACGGUACCACCGGCAAGCACGUGUGGCUGCAAGGACGGAAAGCCACGCCGCGUGCUUUCAAUCGGCAGGGGCCGUUCCUCUCGUGGCCGGGUUUCGAGUCCGUGUGCCACGACUUCAACAUCACUACCGCCGCAACCGUCUCUCCAGCAGCUGACCUCUCCCACCCUCCGGCUCAAAAUAACCACCACGACCGCAGCAACACUACGCACCACGCUCAAUUUAGGAGUACCUCGCCAGACAAUCAUCGCCAUCGAUCGCCGAAAACAAAUGCCGCAGCUCCUGCAGCUACGGUAGUGCCACGGACAAGCUCUCCUCCUCCAAGGAUGCUGUUAGGAGACACCGCCACUGCUGUUGGCGGUCUGUUGAGCCGGUUGCAGGCCCGGAUUGCGUUCGUGAGUGCAUGCACGCACGGGUCGGUGGUCGCCUCGUUUCCUGACCCUGAUGGUACAAGCGUUGGCAACAACGUUGUCGUAAGCGGCGGCCGUGGCGGCGGCGGUGAGCGGGAAUGUAGAACUGACGCUGGAAUCGCGGGUACGGAACCAGGUCGUGUAGAGGAAGGCGACGGGAUACCUUCCACCGACGGAGAUACCGCAUAUUGGCGUGCUGUUGAGCGGGUGAUCCUUUCAGGCGCUGCCCCAGACGAUAAAGACGCCGCUCCGGGCCUGAACUUCCGCCAGUUCGUCGACGGGCUCGCGCGAUGUGGCCUCAUCGGGUAUUCCAAAAACGGCACCGGAAUCAAGCAGUGCGUGUCCGCUGCAGAGCGCAUGCAAGACGUCUUCAUCGCGCGGAUGAGACUGCUCGACCGCGAACACGUAGAGACAGCGCUGCAGCAGCAGCAGCAGCAGCAGUCAGCGGAGCACCUGACGGCCGGAGCAGUGGCAGCAGUAGCGGGAAAACGCGAGGUCGCCGGCGGUGAGCGUGUCCACGUCGCGGGAGUCGAGAGAGCGAGAGGAACGGUGGGCAGCACGACAGGGCGUGGCAAGGCCAACAACCGGCGAGGACCGCCUAGGGAAGAAAGGUGA